Penicillium salamii is the source of this 1272-nucleotide messenger RNA. NCBI's taxonomy places the organism in Eukaryota, Fungi, Ascomycota, Eurotiomycetes, Eurotiales, Aspergillaceae. The record is from the annotation of a GenBank genome assembly.
AUGCGCUUUCUCUCUCGUGUCCCGUUUUAUAAACGGGCAUUUCCACACACCUCUCGCUCACCAAUUCGCAACAUGAAUACCGCAGCUGCAAAUGAAGUGCUGUAUGCACUGACCGUGGGCAACGCUCCAACCAGACCUAGCCCAGAGGAUGUGUUAGAAAAGAGCCACCAUACAGAAAGCGGGUUUAGGAAUCCUUGGGAAUCUUUCCGCGAUCUGAGCAGCUCAGAGAUCAUGCAAAUGAUGAUUUCGCGCCGAUUGAGCGGCAAAGGCAACAACCCCGACACCACGCCCCCAACUGUCAAUGUCCGCAAACCGCAAUUCCUCCCCACUCGAGACACCCCGAAACUCCGCUCAACAUGGCUUGGACAUGCUUGCUAUUAUGUGGAAUUCCCCAGCGGCCUUCGCGUUCUUUUUGACCCAGUCUUCGAAGCUCGUUGCGGGCCAUGCUGCGGGCCUAUCACCUUGGGACCGAAGCGCUUCACCGAGCCUGCGUGCCAGGUCAAGGAUCUGCCCAUCAUUGAUGUGGUAGUCAUCUCACACAACCACUACGAUCACCUCUCCUACCCCACUGUCUCGGAAAUCGCAAAGAGACACCCCAACUGUCAUUUCUUUGCCCCCCUCGGCAACAAGUCGUGGUUCCAAAGCUCAGGCAUCCAAAAUGUAACAGAGUUGGAUUGGUGGGAUGAGCGAGACAUUGCAAUGUCACCUAAAGAGAACAAGGGCUCACAGGUAGAGCCGGUGGGUGAAGUUUCGGCCGAUGCUGGCAUCAAAGCGCGUAUCAGCUGUUUGCCUUGCCAACACAUCACCGCGCGUGGCCCCUUCGACAAGUUCAAGACAUUAUGGGCAUCCUGGUCCAUUGAGUCUGGUGGCCGCAAAGUCUACUUCACGGGUGAUUCUGGGUACAGGUCCGUGGACGAGGUCCCCGAUGGAGAAGAUGAUUAUGAUCCCAAAUACGAUUUCCCCAUCUGCCCUGCUUUCAAACAAGUUGGCGAGUUCCGUGGGCCAUUCGAUCUUGGUCUGAUUCCCAUCGGGGCAUAUGCUCCACGUCAUAUUUUCAGCGCAGCACAUGCUGAUCCUCACGAUGCUGUUCGGAUGUUCAAAGAUACCAAGUGCAAGAAUGCCCUGGGUAUGCAUUGGGGUACCUGGGUGCUGACGGAGGAAGAUGUCCUGGAGCCGCCCCGAAAGCUCAAAGAGGCGUUGAAGAAACACGAUAUCCCUGAGGAAGGUGUAUUUGACGUAUGUGAAAUUGGCGAGAGCCGAGAAUUUGAAUAA